AUGUCGAACCCUCUAGACACAGAUGCCGGCUCGGAGAUGUUCGCCAGCUACGAGAACGAGCUGAAGCUCGUCCAGGCGGAUCUAAACCAGAAGCUGGACCAGAUCGCCGAAGCAAGCGGCGAGCAGCGUAAGUCCGCAAUCCGACAAGCAGAGCAGGUUCUCGAUGAAGCAACGGAACUGCUCGACCAAAUGCGCAUGGAGAAGCAGAACAUACCCUCUGCCUCCCGCUCCAAAGUGAACAUACGCUUCCGGAACUACUCCACAGACAUCGACGACAUCAAGCGCAAGCUCAAGUCCCUCUCUGACGACCGCAAAGCCCUCUUCGGUGACCGGUACACUGACGAACCGGUCGACGAGCAUCUCGAGCAGCGCCAGCAACUACUAUCUGGCACUGAGCGGCUCGAGCGCAGCUCCGCAAGACUACAGGGUGCUCAGCGGACGGCGCUGGAGACUGAGGAUGUGGGGCGGAACGUGCUAGCUGAUCUGUACGGACAACGGCAGACGAUUCAGCAUACUCGUGAUAAUCUGCAGCAGAGCGAGGGAUACGUUGACACGAGUAUUAAGACUUUGAGGGGCAUGGCCCGUAGGAUGGCUACGAAUCGGAUAAUCACGAUUGCUAUCAUUACGGUCCUUGUCCUUUUGAUUAUUGCCGUUAUUUACAGCAAGUUCCAUUAG
Penicillium cataractarum is the source of this 675-nucleotide messenger RNA. Its product is annotated as v-SNARE protein VTI1. Gene Ontology annotation, cellular component: ER to Golgi transport vesicle membrane; SNARE complex; late endosome membrane. Lineage: Eukaryota; Fungi; Ascomycota; Eurotiomycetes; Eurotiales; Aspergillaceae. The transcript is spliced from 3 exons. Gene Ontology annotation, biological process: vesicle fusion with Golgi apparatus; intracellular protein transport; macroautophagy. Gene Ontology annotation, molecular function: SNARE binding; SNAP receptor activity. The record is from RefSeq and is a predicted model, not a curated record. Bases 1 to 675 code for a protein of 224 amino acids.